AUGCCGCCAGCUAAGAAGCGCAAGGCCACUAAUACGGUGCGACGCGAGGAGGCUACAGCACUGAGGAAACAGAUCGCAGUGCUACAGAGCCAAGUGCACAAGCUGCAAGCCCAGGCUGAGCAAGCUUCAAGCGACCACUUGCAGCUGCUCAAACGUUCAUUACGGACUAAAAAUGUGCUCCAGGAACUGUUGCAGGACCAAAAAUUGGUUUUUGCGGGUGCUCAGUCCGAACUAAUGGAUUAUCUGGAGAAGCAGCCUAUGAACCCCCUGUACACGUACAUUCAUCUGCCAAAGUGUUGGGACAAGCGGAAGCAAAUACUGGUGGAUCUCAAAGACGAAAAGCUCACCGUUGCACUUCAGUACAUUCUCGCACGCUCACAGAAUUUAAAUCUGGAGAACCGACACGCUUCGGAACAUCGCUACGAAGACACUGACGGCAACUUCUGCUGCAACCGGUUUGAGGUGAACCACUUGGUUAGAAUCAAGUCAUUGAAAGAGGUUUAUGACGCGGCCAAGUUUUUCUUGACAAACGUGGAGAUCAGCACAACGGAGGCACUGGGCAAUAUUACAGUGAGAGAAGACUACGAUACAGUCGGAGGUGAUGAAUCCAUUGCCAGUUUUCGCUUAAUCUCAGCGCGUCAGAGUGGAAUUGUCACCGAGUCGAACAAAGUGUUUUAUGACAAGUGCUAUGACCACCACGCACUCCUGGACAACCGUCCGUGCGUGGUUAUGGCCACUGACACUGUUGACAUUGAUGAUUUACACCCAUACGAACCGAAAUCGAGAGUUCGACUGGACGUGAGCGCGGUACUCUUCAUGACGGAAAUGCCGAGAGUCAAAGAGGACGAGGUGACUGUAAUUAUGCAGUCUGCAGUCUUCCUGAAGGCUCUUAGUCCACAAUUCGACGUCCCUGCAGAUGCACUUACCGCGAUUGGAGAUGGAACGGCGAGCUGGAUUCGAGUCAUGCUGCAAUCGAUACGUGAAUUCAUUGACGCCUUGUAA
Molecule: messenger RNA, 1002 nt
Organism: Phytophthora nicotianae INRA-310
Lineage: Eukaryota; Oomycota; Peronosporomycetes; Peronosporales; Peronosporaceae
Exons: 2
Coding region: 1-1002 (333 amino acids)
Source: RefSeq, a predicted model, not a curated record